UGGACCUUUUAAGGGUUGUGGAGAGAGGGAGGGAAAAAGACAGAAGUAAAAAGGAUGGAGGGUGUAGGGGCUUUGGGUGUGUCGUCGUCGGCAUCUAUUGUUUGUAAGAGAAGUUGCAGCUUAUCCUACGCUUCCAAGCCCAACAAGCUUAUCCAAUGCAACAAAACUCAGCUCUCUGCAUUCCCUUCACAGUCCCCUCUUUUCCUAAAAUUUCAACCAUGUCACUCACAACCCAAAACUAUUGCUCGCAAUUCCACCAAACCAGGCAUCUUCCUUCCCCCCUUGGUCGCUUCCCUGGAACAAGUUGAGGAGACGUACGUUAUGGUGAAACCGGAUGGUGUUCAACGCGGUCUUGUUGGAGAAAUUAUUUCAAGGUUUGAGAGGAAGGGAUUCAAACUGACUGGCUUGAAGCUCUUUCAAUGCCCUCAAGAAUUGGCUGAGGAACACUAUAAGGAUCUCAAGUCCAAGCCAUUCUUUCCUAAAUUGAUUGAAUACAUUACUUCAGGCCCGGUUGUAUGUAUGGCUUGGGAGGGUGUUGGUGUUGUGGCAUCAGCACGUAAACUUAUAGGCUCAACAAAUCCUCUUCAAGCCGAGCCAGGAACAAUAAGAGGGGAUCUUGCUGUUCAAACAGGAAGGAAUGUGGUCCAUGGAAGUGACAGCCCUGAAAAUGGCAAGCGUGAGAUUGCAUUAUGGUUUAAGGAGGGUGAAAUAUGCCAGUGGACACCAGCUCAAGCACCAUGGUUAAGGGAGUGAAGAGCGAUCUUUCACCAAAAGAUUAUAGUUAGAUACACCCAUUGGAACGGCUGUCUUCUGAGUACCCAACUGUUUUAACUGAUAUUUAUUCAACAGUUCAAUAAAAACUUCGUUUAAGAACAAAAUUGGCAAUUUUUAAUUUAAACAUUCGGAGAUUUUGCCCUUCA
This is a messenger RNA of Mangifera indica (mango), 920 nucleotides long. Its product is annotated as nucleoside diphosphate kinase 2, chloroplastic. The record is from RefSeq and is a predicted model, not a curated record. The coding region runs from base 55 to 753 and encodes 232 amino acids. NCBI's taxonomy places the organism in Eukaryota, Viridiplantae, Streptophyta, Magnoliopsida, Sapindales, Anacardiaceae. Gene Ontology annotation, biological process: UTP biosynthetic process; GTP biosynthetic process; CTP biosynthetic process. The transcript is spliced from 7 exons. Gene Ontology annotation, molecular function: nucleoside diphosphate kinase activity.